Chlamydomonas reinhardtii is the source of this 2153-nucleotide messenger RNA. RefSeq lists its product as uncharacterized. Bases 66 to 1901 code for a protein of 611 amino acids. The transcript has 9 exons. Gene Ontology annotation, biological process: membrane protein proteolysis. Lineage: Eukaryota; Viridiplantae; Chlorophyta; Chlorophyceae; Chlamydomonadales; Chlamydomonadaceae. Gene Ontology annotation, molecular function: aspartic endopeptidase activity, intramembrane cleaving. The record is from RefSeq and is a predicted model, not a curated record. Gene Ontology annotation, cellular component: lumenal side of endoplasmic reticulum membrane; lysosomal membrane; Golgi-associated vesicle membrane.
UAUUAUCUUGAAUGUGCUGUAGGAUAACAUUUGGGGAGGCCAGCGCGAAAUAGCACCGAGCAACUAUGAAAGGCCGUUGGGCGGAGCGCUUUGCUUUCUUGUUGCUCUCAGCCUUCCUAAUCCUUGCAUCAUUGUUGCAAGCGUCUGCAAGAGGAGAUGAGUGCUUUGGCCCUGUCGUGGAGCUGGACGCAGAUGGCCAGGGCCCAAAGUUCGGUGUGCUUGGUGGUUUCGGCAGCAAUUUGACGGAGCCCCUUGUAUCGCUAAAGCUGGUAGCAGCGAAUCCGGCGGACGCGUGUGGCGAACUGGCGGGAGCACUGGCUGGCGCGGCGGUGAUUGUGGUCCGCGGAAACUGCACCUUCACGGAGAAAGCCGCCGCCGUACAGGCCGCGGGGGGCGCCGCCAUGCUGCUAUACGACAGCCAGGUCGGCGGCUGCGUCACCAUGGGCUUCGAGCCCAACGCCACGUCGAGCCUGACGCUGGCGGCCGUGUCCAUUCCGCACGAGCUGGGGCUUCAGCUGCUGGGGCUGGUGGCUGGUGGGGGCAGCGCAGGCGGGGCCGGCGAGGCGCGCGUUUCGCUGCGGCGUGUGUCCGUGCCGCUGGUAGACUCGGGCGCGGUGCUGCUGUGGGUCCUGGCGGUGGGCACCGUCAUUGCUGGCAGUGUGUGGGGCGGCCUGGACCACCUGACGCACCGCCGCACGGCAGAGGACCAGGCCCCACUCAUCCACGCCGCCCACAAGCCGGCCUCGGCUGAGACGGUUGACCUGACCCCCAGGGCGGCGCUGGCAUUUGUGGGCCUGGCCAGCUGCAUGCUGCUGCUGCUCUACUUCGUGCUCAACAAGGCCUUCUUCUACGUACUGCUGGUGCUGUUCUGCGUCGCCUCGGUGCAGUCCCAGACAGUGCUGUACGCGGCGGCGCUGGCGCAGCUGCUGCCGCCGGCGAGGAAGAACGCACACGUGCAGCUGCCCUGGCUGGGCGCCACGCCGCUGACGGUGGUGGCCACGCUGCCGCUGGCGGUGGCGGUGGCGGCGGUGUGGGCGGUGUGGCGCAACUCGGCCUGGGCCUGGGUGCUGCAGGACCUGCAGGGUGUGGCGCUGAUGCUGCUGGUGCUGCGCACGCUGCGUGUGCCCAGUCUCAAGGUGGCGUGCAUCCUGCUGCCCGCCUGCCUGGCCUACGACGUGUUCUGGGUCUUCAUCCAGCCGCUGCUGUUCGGCGGCGGCGAGUCGGUCAUGGUGCACGUGGCGCAGGGCGGCAGCAGCGGCGAGUACAUCCCCAUGCUGCUGCGCGUGCCGCACUUUGGAUUCGGCGGCCUGGCCGGAUACUCGCUCCUAGGCUUUGGAGAUGUCAUCCUGCCCGGCCUGUUGGUCGCGUACACACGCCGAGCGGACCUAGACCUGGGACUGGCGGUGGGCGCCAGCGCCUCCGCCGCCGCCUCCAUACAGUACUUCCUCAAGGUCUCGUACUUUCCGUACGCCGUGCUGUCGUACGGCGCGGGGCUGUGCCUGACGUACGCGGCGCUGGCGUUCUCCUGGUUUGGCGACCAGGGCCAGCCCGCGCUGCUGUACCUGGUGCCCUGCACGCUGGGUACCGUGCUGGCCUUGGCGGCGGCGCGCGGGCAACUGGGGCUGUUGUGGCGUGGCGCGCAUGGGCCCGGAGGGAGGCUGGGCGCGGGAGACCACGACUCGGACGCAGGGGAGGAGGGGGCUAGGUUGGCAGGUGCUGGGCUAGGGGGAGCGGGCGGGGGAGGCGUGGUGGGGAAUGGGGCGGGCCAAGUGGGGCCACUGGCGGGGCUGGCGGCGGGUGUGGCGGACGAGGAUGGGGAUGUGGAGGCGGGCGGGCGGGGUAUAGGCCGCGCGCACCGGAGCUCGAGCGCGGUGAGCGCUGCGGCGCGCGCGAGAGGGUGAUUGCAACGGCGUGGAGAAGACGCGGCCGUGGAGAAGACGUAGUGAGUAGCUCAGUGACUGUGUGUGAGCUGCAGGUACGUAUGAUUCGUGUAUUGCCCCAUAAGGCCUAGGGCGUCAUCCUGGUGCCGAGUUGUUGGACGGUAUGGGCAAGGGUCCUGUGCGGGGCCGUGUGCUUUGUGCCAUUCGCCACAUGGGCACCGUGUAUCGGUCUAUGCAAUUCAUAAGUACAGCUUUCUGUAACGCUAUUUCCUU